Molecule: messenger RNA, 2690 nt
Organism: Crotalus tigris (Tiger rattlesnake)
Lineage: Eukaryota; Metazoa; Chordata; Lepidosauria; Squamata; Viperidae
Gene: TAF1C
Product: TATA-box binding protein associated factor, RNA polymerase I subunit C
Exons: 11
Coding region: 35-2623 (862 amino acids)
Biological process (GO): transcription by RNA polymerase I
Cellular component (GO): fibrillar center
Molecular function (GO): RNA polymerase I core promoter sequence-specific DNA binding
Source: RefSeq, a predicted model, not a curated record
GCGCGGCCGGGCAGUCUCGCACGUUUGCGCGCCCAUGGCGGCUUUCCCUGAUGCUCUCCUGCCCGGCCUCUUCCGCCCGGGGCCGCCCGGGCGCGAGGGUCCCGGGGCCGGAUUGCGGGUGGCCGGCUGGGGCCAGUGCGGACAGGUGGGCGUCGCGGCUAGGGAGCCGGGAGCGCCGCCGCUCUUCCUGCCCCGCCGCUGCCGGAGGGCGCGGGAGAACUGGCUGCCCGCCGAGGCCGCCCCGCUGCCGCUGAAGACCCCGGACGCGGCGCCCCGAACCGCCGGCCCGCCCGCCGGCCCGGCCCUGACCGCCCUGGUCCCGCAGCUGGGCCGGCUCUUCCUAGACCACCCGGAGGCGGCUUUCGGGGCCACGGCCCGGCUGCUGCACCAGCACGUCUACCUGGGGGACUCGACGAAUUGGCGGAGAGCCGGAGGCGUCUGCGGGAUGACCCGCUUUCUUCGUGCCUUGGAAGGCCCGACGCGAGGCGGCAGCCUCUCCGGCGUUGCCUCGGUGUGCCGCGACUGGCUGUCUGAGCUACCCCUGAAGCUGGUGGCCGAGUGGCUCCACGAGGACCUGGCCGAACGGCGGCGGCGCCUAUCGUUCGACGACACCCCCACCGGCGGUGCCUUGGCCUGGCUGCCUGACCGCACCCCUGGAGAACCCACACGCCGGGGUUGCCUGGUGUUCCCAGCCGGGGAGGCCAAGGACCGGCUCUGCUUCCAGGAGGCGGUCCUGAGACCAGCGGCCAGCAGCAAUGCCCUGAGACCUGAACUCCGUGGCUGCCCCGCCCAGUUCGAGCUGAACGGUGCAGUCCGGCAAGUGGCAGCCACCCACCUGGAGGGCAGCGACUUCUUGGGGGUCCGCUCGGACCAUUUCUGUGCGGCAUGGAGGCAGCAGCGUGGAAGGGCUCCCACCCCUCUGCAAGUGGUUUGCACAGAAGCCCCCUGCUCUUCCAUCACAGUCAGCCCCCACCUACCCGGCGAGCUGUCCUUGUGCACCCUGGCAGGGGAGCUGUACCUGUGGAACGUGGAGACGGGGCUCCGACGGCUGCACCAGGACCGCGACAGCCUCUUCUUCCGGGACCCUUCUCCUUGGCGCUGGAGUGAGUUUUCUGCCCACCCACGAGUGCUGACAUUUGCCGACCGCACUGGCCUGAAGGGUCUCGACCAGAGGGUGUCCUCUGGUGGCUGCUUUGAGCUCUUCAAGAUAGGGAGUGAAGCAGACUGCCAGCGUGGGGAACGCCUGGUUCUCUCCAAGUACUUGGGCCAUUCAGAGCCCUUCCACCACUUAGUGACCACACAGUUUUCGGUCUUUGUGCUGGACGAACGCUUCCCCCUGGUGCCUGUCCUGCGCUGGGAGCACAUGAUGCAGUGGCCACCCAUCUACGCCCACCUCACGCCCGCCGGGGCUCCACAGCACAACCACAGGGUGCUCCUGAGUGCCCACCAUUCUCAGGAGCUGCUCCUGCUGCAGUACUCAGGUGGCCACAGCCUCCCUUGCCAGCUCCAAGGUGCCCCCCAGAAGUUGCCAUCCAUCAAGGAGUGCCUGCCCCACUUCCCUGUGCAGGUGCCUGUGAGGCAGAGCGCCCUCAACCAGCGUCUCUCCGUCCCCACGACAGGCAUUGCAGCAGCCCUCGGUCAGCAGGACGGCAUCCAGACACUGCUGGUCUUCCAGCUUUCUGAGGCCGGGGACCUCUUCUACCAGCCGCUGCUCCCACAGGCCAGUGGGGAGGAGGCCGGGGGGCACGCUCCCACUGACUUGGACCCGGAGGCCAGCUUCGGAGAUGCCGUGGUGGACAGAGCCUGCCAAGAACCCAGUUUUCCAGAUGGAGCAAAGACAGCUAGUAGCCCAGUAGCCGCAGCCCUCUACCGGCGCUGGCUGAGGGCCUGGAAGCGGGCCACCCCACACGCCCAAAACUGGCAGUUCCCUCCGGCCACGCUCAACCAGGGCUGCCUCUUCGCCCACCGAGAGACGAGGGGAGUGGAGGGGAGUGUCCCGUCCUCUCUGGAGGCUUCCCACUGCCUGCGCAUGGCCAUGCAGGAAGAGCGACUCUUCUGCUCCUGGGGGGACGAGAGUAGGGUCCCUGUGCCUCCUGUCUCCCUGGGGCCCCUGGGAGAGCUUGGCCAGCGGCUGGCAGCUAACUGGGCCGGCGAUUGGGUGGCCUGGUGGCUGGAGAGGCUGGGCUCCACCAAGGCCCGGCAACAGGCGCUGAGGGAGAAGCGGAGGCGAGCCAAGCGGCGCAGGGGGACGCAAAGCCUGUCCGGCAGCUUCACCUCCUCCACCAGCUACCAGUCAGAGCUCAGCGACUGGUCCGGGAGGGACAGCAGGGCCCCCAGGUCCCCUCCGGCUUUGCCCAUGGAGCCCCCCCUCCAGGCUCCCCCAGCCCUGCCGCUCAGUUCCCAGGAGGACUCAGAACUGCUGUCCUCCCAGAGCCUGAGCGCUCGGGGCAUCCCCAGGGAGCGUCGCCAGACCCUGCGAAGGUACCUGGCGGUCCUGGACCAACCCCCGGAGCCGCCUGAGGACGACCUGCCGGCCAGCCAGUCCUCAGCCCUGGGCAGCAGCCAGCGGGGCCCCUCCUCUUCCCAGGGACCCCAGCAGAAACGGGCCCGCAUGGGCUUCUGAGUGGGGAGGGGGUUGCCUGUCUGGGCACAGCUGAGCACCUGGUGAAUAAAGUUGGCUCUUUCUUAGC